Molecule: messenger RNA, 810 nt
Organism: Eufriesea mexicana
Lineage: Eukaryota; Metazoa; Arthropoda; Insecta; Hymenoptera; Apidae
Exons: 1
Coding region: 1-810 (269 amino acids)
Source: RefSeq, a predicted model, not a curated record
AUGAUGCUGGCAACUUACAAGUGUGGAUGUCCUCCAUCAGGGAAGAAGGAACCAUGUUCUCCCUGUUGCAAAACCAUUAGUUGCGGGAAAAGAGUUAUCGUCAAGCCUCCAAGUCCUCAAGAUUGCUCUAGAAACCCCUGUUGUCGCAAACCCUGUCCAGAACCUGCUACUUACACAUCGAAAGUCGAAGAACCUUCGCCAUGUUGCCCUACGAUGCCUUCAGGAGACUCGAAGGACUUCGUGAGGCCUCACGAACUUCGUUCAGAGAUCGUUGACAAAGGAUUGCCUUAUAAGGAGCUGGAGGUUACCUUCAAUAAUAAUAAACUGGUGAUCAGGACUCAGAAGGAACCGGUGAAGCCGGAAUACGAUCCUCCGUGCGACUGUGUCGAGGAUUCUCAGUCUGAACCAGAGGAUUCGCAAGAAAUUGGUCAGAAUCCAGCUCCAGGAAGCAGGACUGUCACUCUGUAUCCACGACCAAAGCAGUCUAGUCCGGAAAUGAGUGCGCAGGAUGAUUCUUCUCAGUAUGGAACACACGACGAGGUGAAAAGGAUCGAGAAAGACGAGAAUCCGAAUAUAUUCCUCUUCAGGAUGAAGAAGAAGGAUUCUCGUGGUGAUAAGAAGUUUAAUAUUGAUCUCGAGUUUAAGACACCACAACCGUGGUCGAUGAAGAAGAGAAUGGAGUACAUGGAACAGAUUCAGUUGUUUAGACCGGAGAAAUCUUCGAUGCUAAGUUCGACAACCUCGAUGAUGAAGAAAGUGAGGAAAACUGAGGAUCGUGUGCAUAAGAAGGGGAAGAAGAAGAAGAAGUAA